AUGAAUGAUAUCUACAAUGGGCCCUCCAGUCGCAGGGUUCCCUAUGCGGAGGCCAGUGCGGAUACCCUAGCCAACACCGCCGCAUCACUUGCGACAGAUUCGAGCCGCGCGGGACAAGUCCAGGUUCCACGUUCACCCCAACCUCUUUCCCUGCAAGUGAAUGAACUUGAGGCCGGGGUUUACAGUCAGAGUGAUUCUAACGUCAGCUAUGUCGAAUCGUCCGACCGUGGUAGUGAGACGUCCGACGGCCAGCGACCAGAACUACACUCUGCGAGUACCUUCACAGACUCCGCCCCCAGCCAACCAUCCUCUUCACUAAACGAAUCCAAUCGGUCCAUGGACCUCGAUAAUCCCUACUACAUGAAUGGCGAUAUUGCGAUGGCGAAUACAAAUGAAGAAAUAUCAACCUCGGAAGCAUUGCCCAGUUUGAAGAAGACCAAUGGAAAUGGUUUAAUAAACGGCACCAACGGCGCAGUGAAAUUGGAAAAACAGAGCAAUGGCUCUCUGUCACCUCUGCGAUCGUCAAAUAUUUCCAACCUUCGUUCGAGUGCCGGUACGCGAUAUACACCGGGCCACAAACGAACAGUUACUGGAGAAGUUAAACCUAUCUCCACGUUGGCUGCACCUGUUAGCUCGGACGUCAAUGGAGCACGUCGUCGGUCAAAAAGCACGGGCUCACCAGCCCACGGAAGCAGAAUUGAUCAAGUAAGGACUCUCUUUGAAUGCUCACUCCUGAGUGUUAUUGACGUAAAAAAAGCUAUCGCGUUCAGCAGUCUCCUCCCCGGCAAACUCCUUCAGAUCCCUAAACUGGCGCCUCCCGUUGAUAUCGUUCCAUCAAGUGGAGAGACCCGACGGCGGCGACCAAAUCCCAACUGGGCCGCUCAACCAUUCGAUCGCAGCCCAUACGCCCGGCACCGACGCCAUCACUCAUAUCAAGAUCCCUCCUUCGCCAGGCCAUUUAAUGGGUCGCCAAGAGUUAUAGGGCCGGGAACACCGUCCAUCCCGCCAACUAGUCGGGCGCCGACAUCAUCUCAGAACGGGUAUUACGGAUCACGAACUCAAUCAGAGAAUACUGCUAUGGAACAAGACGCGAUCGAAACGUUGCUUUUCAUGCUCUAG
Molecule: messenger RNA, 1119 nt
Organism: Penicillium waksmanii
Lineage: Eukaryota; Fungi; Ascomycota; Eurotiomycetes; Eurotiales; Aspergillaceae
Exons: 2
Coding region: 1-1119 (372 amino acids)
Source: RefSeq, a predicted model, not a curated record